UCUGCUGCUAGAAACAUUCUUUUAACUAUAGUAUUGCUUUCUUUUUACAUCCAAUAAUGUUAAAAAUACCAUUAUUGUAAUAGCAUGUAACGAUGAACAAGAUUCUGCUGAUGUUGAUUUCAAAAGAUUAAAGGGUAAUGGAUCCUGUGAUUGAUUCUGAAUGGCUUGGUUUCAAAAAUGAUCCAAUAGACGAACCCCAAACCUUAGGCAAUGUCGCUCGCAGCUGGCAAUGGAGGGAGAGAGGGAUUGAUCCCCCGAACUCCUCCGCAAACAAAAUGGUUCUUGAAAAUAUUGCUGAAGACAUUCUUGUCAAGAAACCCCUGAAAAUAAGGUGCAGUGGCCAUCCCAGAUCUACUUUUCUUAUGAUGUUUAGUCCUGAUGGGACCAAAGUAGCAUCUUCGUACGCUAAUCACAAUGUGUACGUGUCGGACCUCGCCACCGGUAAACACGUGAGGAUAUUGAAGGGUCAUCCUCGCACGCCCUGGUGCAUCGCCUUCCAUCCCUCUCACCCACAACUUAUCGGAUCAGGGUGUCUCGGAGGCCAAGUCAGAGUAUGGGACAUCUCUAGUGGUGGCAGCGAGGUUUGGAAUGUUCGUAAUGAGACUGUGAUAUCUUCCAUUGCGUUUCAUCCCAGCAAGCAGCUGCUAGUGAUAGCUACGUACAAUGAACUUUAUUUCUGGGAUUGGAGCCAGCCCGCACCAUUCACUAAAGUCACUACAAAUUCUGUCAACGAAAACGUCAGAUAUGUGGCUUUCGACUCGCUGGGUUACAAACUAAUAACCGGCAUAUCGUUGAACGCCUCCGCUACUCCUUCACCUCCCAGCACAACUGACCGCGGGACUGACCCGAUGGAAACAGACCCGUCGCCCGAAACGAACAGCUACACGCGAGUGGCUCGAACGUUCUCAGUACCGCCUCGGGAGGACGAUGAAAAUUCUACGACGCGGGAAGAUACCGACCCCCCCGCCGGCGGCGACGGGGAGGCCGGUAGCAGCAGAAUUUUCAAUCUCGACGCUCUGUCUUUCGAUACUUUGUCCGCGAGGGAGCCGGGUACAUCGCGAGACCGAUCGUCGUUUGGCUCGCGACAAUCUGCAUUCCAACCCUUGAACGAUGGCGGCAGGCGCACGUUCCGCACAGUCGACCAGAGGGAGCGGACCUCGAGACUCCUACCUAACCCGUUUUCGUCCACGAACGUUACACCCCGACCCAGUAGGUUCACGUUCACGAGCGGCUCGCUCGACCCGCCGGACGACAACUCCGAGUCCUCGCGGACCCGCGUCUUCCUCUGCCCCACCUACCGCUCCGUCACACCGCCCGAGGUGCUGGAUCUAUCCUCGCAGAGAUCCACCGACAGCCAGCAGGCGACGCUCUCGGCCUUGAACGACAAUCUGACCAACGACACGACGGCCCCCCGCGACACACCCUCGACUUCCGCCGCCGCCGCCCAGCGAGAGACCCCUUCCGCGAACGCUUCUACCCCAAUGUCGGGCCCCGUCGACGCCCAAACUAUCAACGAAAGCUUGGACCUGAUUCGCGAUAUACUGCGCGAUUCGGGGACGAGAUUAUUGAACCUAAUAACGAACAUGUCGCUGUCGACGCUGGCCAACGUCGAGCGCCGGGAGCGGAGCCUGCCGCGCCGGCGGACCAACUCCCGUGCGCAGUCCGACGAGAACGACGUCGGCGACCGCGCGCGGACGACGCGCCCUCGCGUGCGCCUCUUCAGCUCGAGCCUGCGCCAGGAGUUCCUCUCCUCCAGCUCCGAAUCCGACGGCGACCGAUCACCGGAGGUCAAUAUAUUCCGAACUCGGAACACCACGUUCCGGGAAGACGACCCGAGGCGGCCGGCCCGCGCCGCCGAGGUGCCCUACAGGCUAAUGCGGCCGACCGAUAGAUUGGUGAUCGAGCUGGGGGAGCCCGAGUCGACCGCCACCGACCGGCCGGAGGGCAUCAGCGUUACCGCAAACGGGAGCCGCUUCCGAGUGCGCUCCCAGAGCAACGGGCCCGACGCGGAGCCCGGGGCGGCGACGCGCGACGGCUCGGUCGACGCGGAGCGAAGAAACGAAAGUAACCCCGAGAUCGAUCUCGACCGACCCUCGACGAGUAGGGACAAUUUAUGGGUCGGCGGCGUGGUGUUUCCUCCGGACGAGGCCUACAGAAAGGUGAGGGAGGGGGUGAAUGCAUUACAGAAGCAUACCACGCAGCUAACGAAUUUGUGGCUUCGCGGUAGCAGGAUCACCAUGCGCGAGCUCCGCAACAUGUGGGAGAACUUGCGGCGACGCAUACUGAUGCUCCACAGGGAGCCCGGACGGCGGGACGUCCCGACCUAUUUUACUAGAUCCCUCCUGGAGCGGUGCAUGAUGCUGUCGGACAUGACCGAUCAAAUAUCGCGCGGCUCCAGCAGGACCUCGAGAAUAAACUCGAGAAAUAGAGAUGCCGCUCGGGACACCGAAAACGGUCCCGAAGUCAAUAUGACCUCCCGAAGCGACGGCGCCGUAGACGACAGCGAGCCCGGUCCAUCCACGGGAGGUGCCGACGAAACGUCUCGCGAGAGGCCCCCGACACAGAGGUCGCCGCAGGCGAGACCCUCCGCCGUACUACGAUCCACUCUCGCUCAGAGAAGACGACCGUCCGGCUUCAGAUUGAGACUGGAGGAGGAGUUCAGACGAAGGUCGCGCAACUCCGUCGCGACUAGACUAUCACAGAGAUACUCGACGAGACCGAGGAGGGAGAUCGUUCGAGCCGUGGAAAUAAGCGCCACACGACACGAAAUCCGCAUGCGCGCCAUGCAGGUGCUAUCGGUGAUGUUCAAUAUGAUGAUGAUGUGCUUAGAGGAGAGGGGAUUGAGCCAGCUGAUAAUAAAUAUGCUGCGUAUUUUGAAGAAGGCGCUGGCCCUGACGUGCUUGAUGUUGAUGACCAACAGGCCCGGACGAGCCGGCGAUGCCUCCUCGCCGCAGCGAGUGGACCCGGCGAACGUCAUUCGCCUCGAAAACAUAGACAACUCGGAGCCGAUCAACGUGGACGGCCCCGACGAACCCCUCCAUAAUCUUAUUCUUAACGAAACCGAGGACAGGCGCUCGCAAAGAGAUGCGGACAAAGCGAAACAUUCCAAGCGCGAUUCGUCGUCUGACGUGAAACCCUCGACGUCCAACGCCACCAGCUCCACGGAGCCGACGCCGAGCACCUCGAGCGCUACUACCACCCAGAGGUGGAGUAAUCGCUUGGCCGUGCAAAUAGCGGCCGCGAACAGAAACAACUCUGCGACCGCGAGGAAUAGGAGGGAGUUGUACAUGGAGAGCAAAAGACUAAAGGCGCUACAUAGAACGAAUCCCGCGGCUCAUCCGCUGGCAAAGAGGAAAGUUUUACCGCCGGUUUCCACCUACAGAAUUCCCGCUCUGCGUUGGGCGUCAAAAAAGUCGGUCCAUAUUGCUCAGUCUACUCCGAGAGCCCCACCGAAUCCCGACGAGCCCGUGGCCGGCCCCUCGGGCGCCAACUCCACCGACUGCCCCAGGAGACAGAACCACGACGUACACAACUUCGAAUACAGAAUAAAUUUAAUAAGAAUGGCGCACAUGCAGGCCGUCAGAUUACGGAACGCGGCCAGAAACAGGUUUCGACGCCUGCAAACGAUACGCUUGUAUACGCCCUCGUCCGUGCGGGAGAUGUUUACUCUCCAACCCAACGGGGACGACCAGCAGGAGAAUCGGUCCAACCUCCAAAAUGGCCCGGAGACGAGCAACCGAAGGUCUCUAUUUUACGAGUACACUACCGCGUCCCACGUGCUGUCGAGAGAUCGCGUGUUCCAUCGAGGCUCGACGAGAAACGCCGAGGGCUCCGGUCAGUUCCAAGCGGUCAUCGGCAGUGCUAGCGCGCCCCUAUUGCCGGGCGAGGUACCGACGGCCAACUCCGAGAAUCGAGCGAAUCAGCCCCCCAGGCGGCCGCGUAUUCACGAUUACCUCCAGCCGAUCAUACUCGCGCAGAACGCUAUGGUGGUGGACGAGGAGGGCGGUGCGGAAGGUGGCGGGACCGGCGGCGGCGGGAGCGGUGGGGGCGGAGGAGGGGGCGCGGCGCGGCGGCUCGGCGGUAUGGCGGGACUGCUCGACGCCGGCAUCAUCUCCGAGGCCCUCCCGCCGCUGUCGCACCGGAUACAGGCUUGGGACUUCGCGCCCGGCCUCCCACCUGAUAUUUCUGACAGUACAAAGAACAUAGUGGUCCAGAAAUGCAGAAUACAUAAUGAUGCUUGCAUUGACAUAUCGAAAGACGGCAGAUUGCUUGUGGCUCUACUACCUGUACCGAGACUAAGAAAUACCAAUCGUUGGUUAGGUGUUUACUCCCUGGAGUGGUCGCGGCUGGGUCAGUGCCUGCACACGGCGGCGUUCGAGCACAGCGCGGUCUCGGUGGCGCUGUCGCCGACCGCCCGCCACCUCGCCGUGGGGCUCGGCGCGCGCCGGUUCAGCUCGGCGCCGGCUAGGACCAACCUCUUCGCUCUGCUGUACCGCCUGGAUCCACUGGAGAGUUCGAGUCGCACAGGCUUAUCGCCGAUUAAGGAGUUGGAGCAGACUUGGGAGCACGGCUUCACCAGCCUCAACUGCCUGCGCUGGGCGCCGCAGCCUGGCCAGGGGUUCGUGUACGUUGAUAACUCGGGACAACUCAUCAUCAUGAGCUAAAUGACGACUGAUUCAGUUGAGAUAAGACUCGAAGCGACUACUCGACGCCCGCAGAAAUUCGGCGAUUGACCUAUCGUUGCUCGUGUCUUUCACUCACGCGCAAACAUUUAGUUAGGUAUGAGUUAUGACGUUUCGACUGGUAUAUAGCAUAGUGUGAUAACUAUAUUUUCUCGUGUGAAUAGAAGAAGUAGUAGUGGGUCGAUGGCCGAAUUAUCUGUCUUCGGUGACCGGGUUAUAGUAUAAUAUAACUC
Aricia agestis (brown argus) is the source of this 4915-nucleotide messenger RNA. RefSeq lists its product as uncharacterized. The record is from RefSeq and is a predicted model, not a curated record. NCBI's taxonomy places the organism in Eukaryota, Metazoa, Arthropoda, Insecta, Lepidoptera, Lycaenidae. Gene Ontology annotation, biological process: autophagy. Gene Ontology annotation, cellular component: intracellular membrane-bounded organelle. Gene Ontology annotation, molecular function: protein binding.